This is a messenger RNA of Mandrillus leucophaeus (drill), 507 nucleotides long. Its product is annotated as elongation factor 1-delta-like. Gene Ontology annotation, cellular component: cytosol; eukaryotic translation elongation factor 1 complex. The transcript has 3 exons. The coding region runs from base 1 to 507 and encodes 168 amino acids. Gene Ontology annotation, biological process: translational elongation. The record is from RefSeq and is a predicted model, not a curated record. Lineage: Eukaryota; Metazoa; Chordata; Mammalia; Primates; Cercopithecidae. Gene Ontology annotation, molecular function: translation elongation factor activity; guanyl-nucleotide exchange factor activity.
AUGUGGGGAACCACAGCAGGGCCAUGCCUUCUAUCCCCUCCCCUGUGGCAGCACGUGUCUCCCAUGCGCCAAGUGGAGCCCCCGGCCAAGAAGCCAGCCACACCAGCAGAGGAUGACGAGGAUGAUGACAUUGACCUGUUUGGCAGCGACAAUGAGGAGGAGGACAAGGAGGCAGCACAGCUGCGGGAGGAGCGGCUGCGGCAGUACGCGGAGAAGAAGGCCAAGAAGCCUGCACUGGUGGCCAAGUCCUCCAUCCUGCUGGAUGUCAAGCCUUGGGACGAUGAGACGGACAUGGCCCAGCUGGAGGCCUGUGUGCGAUCUAUCCAGCUGGACGGGCUGGUCUGGGGGGCCUCCAAGCUGGUGCCCGUGGGCUACGGUAUCCGGAAGCUACAGAUUCAGUGUGUGGUGGAGGACGACAAGGUGGGGACAGACUUGCUGGAGGAUGAGAUCACCAAGUUUGAGGAACACGUGCAAAGUGUCGAUAUCACAGCUUUCAACAAGAUCUGA